GUCAGUUCAGAUUCAGUGUCGCAGUUUAUCUACACUUCACAUCUCCAAGCUGAGAGAAGUUGCGAGGAGGACACGCGAGCACUUGCUUUAUUUUUACUAAAUUACUUUUUUUUUUGCACAUCCAUACAUUUUAAUAAUUUGUGGAUAACAUAGAUAAUCUUAACUGAAAGGCUGCAAGAGUGUGAAGUUGUCGAUCUAUGGAGCGCUACGCCGUACGUGUGGAUACACACCAGCGCGAAACUUAAGACAUCCUUCUAGCGUAUUUACCUGACAAUUGUGGCUCGCGCAUCAUGUCUACGAUCAGGCGAAAAUUCGGCGAAGACUAUCAGGUUGUUAACACCAACCGGGCAAUGUCCUUUUCUGCCCCGGCCAAAAGAAAGCGCCAGAGGUUCGUAGAGAAAAACGGGCGAUGCAAUGUCCAGCACGGUAACCUUGGCGGUGAGACCAGUAGGUACAUCUCCGACCUCUUCACCACGCUCGUGGACCUCAAGUGGCGCUGGAACCUGCUUAUUUUCCUUUUAACGUACACAGUCGCGUGGCUCAUCAUGGCAUCUAUGUGGUGGAUCAUCGCGUACAUCCGCGGGGACCUCGGCCACGGCCACGACGAAUCGUACACGCCGUGCGUCGCCAACGUUUACAACUUUCCCUCCGCUUUCCUGUUCUUCAUCGAGACUGAGGCGACUAUAGGCUACGGGUACCGAUACAUAACGGAGAAGUGCCCGGAGGGCAUCAUACUUUUCCUGUUCCAGUCGCUGCUGGGCUCGAUCGUGGACGCAUUUCUCAUCGGCUGUAUGUUCAUUAAGAUGUCCCAGCCCAAGAAACGCGCAGAGACCCUCAUGUUCAGCCAGGACGCGGUCAUCUCACAACGGGACGGGAAGCUCUGCCUCAUGUUUAGGGUCGGGAAUCUCAGGAAUAGCCACAUGGUGUCGGCGCAGAUCAGGUGCAAGCUCAUCAAGUCUCGUCAAACCCCUGAGGGAGAGUUUCUACCGCUGGAUCAGCGGGAAUUGGAUGUGGGAUUUGGAACGGGUGCUGACCAACUCUUUCUUGUCUCACCCCUCACAAUAUGUCAUGAGAUCAAUUCCAAUAGCCCCUUUUUCGACCUGUCUCAGCGGUCCCUCAUGAAUGAGCAGUUUGAGAUUGUCGUCAUCCUGGAAGGCAUUGUGGAAACUACAGGUUAG
Sinocyclocheilus grahami is the source of this 1178-nucleotide messenger RNA. RefSeq names its product G protein-activated inward rectifier potassium channel 1-like. The transcript has 2 exons. Bases 291 to 1178 code for a protein of 295 amino acids. The record is from RefSeq and is a predicted model, not a curated record. Gene Ontology annotation, cellular component: plasma membrane. Gene Ontology annotation, biological process: regulation of monoatomic ion transmembrane transport; potassium ion import across plasma membrane. Lineage: Eukaryota; Metazoa; Chordata; Actinopteri; Cypriniformes; Cyprinidae. Gene Ontology annotation, molecular function: G-protein activated inward rectifier potassium channel activity.